Phoenix dactylifera (date palm) is the source of this 1663-nucleotide messenger RNA. RefSeq lists its product as uncharacterized. Lineage: Eukaryota; Viridiplantae; Streptophyta; Magnoliopsida; Arecales; Arecaceae. The record is from RefSeq and is a predicted model, not a curated record. Gene Ontology annotation, biological process: vesicle fusion with Golgi apparatus; endoplasmic reticulum to Golgi vesicle-mediated transport. Gene Ontology annotation, cellular component: trans-Golgi network; membrane.
UUGGGAUUUUGGAUACGGGUUAUCCAGUGGGGUUUUCACAUGGUCGAUCCGAUCCGAGUUCCAAAGCUUUCGCCUUAAAAGUUAAAACCGAAGGCGAGAGCCCCGCUAUCCAAGAACUCGGUAGUUAUUUUACGAAGUGGCAUUUUUUUUUUCCAUUCCUUUUCCUCCUUUUCUUUGUCGAUCUCGAUCUUACGACCCCUCCAAACCUAAUUUCCUGGAGUUCCUUCGAAUCGUAACCCUAAAAUUUUCUCUCGAUCUGGAAUUCCUCUCCUCGUCUCUCUAAAUCCGGAUCUUGGGAAGAAACCGCCACCGCCGCCGCCAAUGGCGAAGGAAUUCGGCGUCCCUCCGGUUGUCUUCCCCUCCUCAACCGGCAACCCUAGCGUCCCCCACCAGCGCCGCGCCCCGGCGGCGCCGCCCUUCCAGGCCCCCCGCCCUGCUGCUUCCUCCUCCGCCGGUGGUCCCUCCAACCCCAGCCUCCCCUUCAUGUCAUUCGACAUCGGCUCCGCCCCCGCCUCCUCCUCCUUCUCCGCCCCCGUCUUCGCCUCCUCCGCCGGCGGCCCCCUCUCCGGCGGCGCCGCUUCCUUCGAGGACGAGCCCCCUCUCCUCGAGGAGCUCGGUAUCAACACCCGCCAGAUCUGGCGCAAGACCGCCUCCAUUCUCAACCCCUUCCGCGUCAAACCCGACCUCCACGAGGACGCCGACCUCUCCGGUCCCUUCCUCUUCCUUAUGGCCUUCGGUCUCUUCCAGCUCCUCGCCGGCAAGUUCCACUUCGGUAUCAUCCUCGGCUGGGUCACUGUCGCCGCCCUCUUCCUCUACGUCGUUUUCAACAUGCUCGCCGGCCGCAAUGGCAACCUCGAUCUCUACCGCUGCCUCAGCCUCCUCGGCUACUGCAUGCUCCCCAUGGUGAUCUUCUCCGCAGUUUCCCUCUUCGUGCCCCACGGCUGCAUCGUGAUCUUUGUCAUGGGGGCUGUCUUUGUGCUCUGGUCUACCAGGGUCUGCACGAGGCUCCUCGUCGAGCUGGCCUCGUGUGGGGACGAGCACCGUGGCCUCAUAGCCUACGCCUGCUGGCUUGUCUACAUGCUCUUCUCCCUGCUUGUGAUAUUCUGAUUCUUGGUGAGGACUCGUGCAGAAAUUUGAGUUCACAUUCAGAGCUUUUUUUUUCAUGGAGCAUUGAGUGAAAGAUUACUGCUUUGUAUGAGACAUUGAGGGAUGUCUUCAGACCUUUGCCAAGCUCAUGCUUGUCACCCUGAGGUCCGCAUGCGCCUCUCCAAGGAUUUGAAUCCAUUUUAUUCCUUGUAUUCUAUGCUUGGGAAUUUUCUUGGUGAUGAGAUAAUAUUGAUCACUAUUGUUUGCCAUAUAUAAACCAGUCCUAGGUUGACCAAAGAAUUUGAGUCUGAAAAGAAGGAAUAUUUUUGAAAGAUUGAGGAAAGAAAAUGUUGAAGCCCGGAGGGUGGAGCGGCAACUGGAAAAUUGCCUAAUCUUGUUAGUUGCUAUAGCUGAAUAGUUUCUAUCAGUCUACUUUCCUUCUUGUUGGUUAUGUUUACCAAACCCUAUUAGAAUAUGGGAUUCUUUCGUUCUUGCAUACCGGUUAUUACAUGAACACCAUCACGCUGGCUUCUUUUAGCAGUUCUUCAAAUUGAAUAACUUGGGUUUGUUAUGUGCA